CGAGAAACUUUAAGAGAAAGUUGUUAUUUUAUUUUCAUGUACAUAUCAGAUCCAAUUCCAAAAUUUAAUUUACAAUAUAUUAAAUCUACAAAAUUUUUAAGGUUUACAAUUUGCAAACAGUAUUUUAAUAAGAAAUUUUCACAAAAUAAUAAUGGCAAGAUAUUUUAAGGAACAAGAUAUCGAUGAAUUUCGUGAAUGCUUUUAUUUAUUUGCACGUUCUGGUCAAAUAACAUCUUUAGAUGAAUUAACUGUUAUUAUGAGAUCUUUAGGAUUAUCACCAACAAUACAAGAAUUAACGCAUUAUUUAAAAUCUAAAAAUGGUAAAAUGAGUUUUGCUGAUUUUUUAGAAAUAAUGCAUCAGCAUUCAAAAGUUGAAAAUUUACCAGAUGAAAUUAUAGCUGCUUUUAAAGCUGCUGAUACAGAAAAUCGUGGUACUAUAUCAGCAAGACAAUUACGUCAUUUAUUACAGAAAUGGGGUGAAGGAUUAUCAGUUAGAGAAAUUGAUAACAUAUUCAGAGAGGCAAAUGUUAGUAAUAAUGGUACAAUACGUUAUUCGGAUUUUGUUAAAAUAGCUUGUGCACCAGUUCCAGAUUAUUAUUAAAAAGUGAUAAUUAUACAUACAAAUUUUUGUAUAUGUAUAUAACUAGCUAUGAACAGAUUUCUUUUGAUUUUAAAUAAUAAUAUUAUUUAUUAUGUACAUUCUAUAAAUAAUUGGAAAUAUUAUUGUAAUAUAAAUUAAUAAGAUUAUA
Messenger RNA from Condylostylus longicornis, 749 nucleotides. Its product is annotated as calmodulin-like protein 4. The record is from RefSeq and is a predicted model, not a curated record. NCBI's taxonomy places the organism in Eukaryota, Metazoa, Arthropoda, Insecta, Diptera, Dolichopodidae. The coding region runs from base 152 to 601 and encodes 149 amino acids. The transcript has 4 exons. Gene Ontology annotation, molecular function: calcium ion binding; myosin heavy chain binding. Gene Ontology annotation, cellular component: myosin II complex; cytoplasm.